Messenger RNA from Paralichthys olivaceus (Japanese flounder), 1029 nucleotides. The record is from RefSeq and is a predicted model, not a curated record. Lineage: Eukaryota; Metazoa; Chordata; Actinopteri; Pleuronectiformes; Paralichthyidae.
AUGAAGAGAGCCAGAGGUGGCACUGAGGAUGACGCUGCCGGCUCGGCUGGCUGCCGCAAGAAAGCUGGCCGACCGAAAAGUAACCUGGUCCUCAGGAGAGAUAUACGGAGCAGGUACAGAGACCUCAUCAACAAGAUGCAAGAGAACAGAGAAGAUUUGCAGAGCCCCUCCAACAACCAACUCACAGAAGCUUUAGAGCAGGCGGACAAGCUGUUUAAAGGUGUUUCACACCUGAGGGAAGUGACUCUCGAUGCCCAGCUGCUCAUGAUGGCCACAGACCUGGGGAAGGAGAAAGCCAGCCAAAUGUCUGCUGUGUGCACCGCUUUUGAUCCCAUCGCUAUGGCUGAGCAUCUUUUGUCUUUUAUGGGACUCAAUGGACUAGAAGACGAGCAGAACUGGGGCAUGGUUGACUACUCCCUGCCCCAGAACGCCUGGCACACAUUGGCCGGGAGAGCGGAGUGCUGUUUCAAGACCGCACCCUCAUUCCACUACAUGAGGGGCUCAUUCCAUGCAAAACUGCCUCCUCCAAAGCAAAAGAUAUUGCAGCAAACUAAAGCUUCUACCAAAGAUUCCAAAAAGAUAAUGCCCACUCAGCUGGAGAAAAUAGAAGAGUCCCAUCAAGAGACGACAGAGAAAGCAGUGGAAAGGAUCCUAGGAUACCUGAAGAGUUAUUACCAAGACAAUCCAAAAACACCGAUACCGUACUACGAGUUUGUCACUGACCCCGACUCCUUUUCCCAGACAGUAGAGAAAACUUUCUACACAUCUUUUCUGAUCAGGGACGGUUUGGCACGGAUAUAUCUGCAUGACGAAAUGCCUUGUAUCGCACCUGUGGAGGAGGGGGAGGGGAAGGCAGAAGCCGGAGGAUCAAGCAGCUAUAACCAGUGCAUUAUCUCCAUGAAUCCAAAGAUGUGGAGGGAGCUCAUCAAUGUCUUCGACAUCAAACACGCAAUGAUUCAGCCUCCUAACGCAACACACAGAAUAAGUGAAGGACCAUGCCACUUGUUCUUACCUGAAACCAAGUCUUAG